Molecule: messenger RNA, 656 nt
Organism: Capra hircus (goat)
Lineage: Eukaryota; Metazoa; Chordata; Mammalia; Artiodactyla; Bovidae
Product: interferon omega-1-like
Exons: 1
Coding region: 77-622 (181 amino acids)
Biological process (GO): adaptive immune response; response to exogenous dsRNA; positive regulation of peptidyl-serine phosphorylation of STAT protein
Cellular component (GO): extracellular region
Molecular function (GO): type I interferon receptor binding; cytokine activity
Source: RefSeq, a predicted model, not a curated record
AAAGCAUGGCAUCAGAGAACCUCAAGGUUCCACCAGACGCCAUCUCAGCCAGCCCAGCAGCAGCCGCAUCUUCCCCAUGGCCUUCGUGCUCUCUCUACUCAUGGCCCUGGUGCUGGUCAGCUACGGCCCGGGAGGAUCCCUGGGCUGUGACCUGUCUCAGAACCACGUGCUGUUUGGCAGGAAGAACCUCCGGCUCCUGGGCCAAAUGAGGAGAAUCUCCCCUCGCUUUUGUCUGCAAGACAGAAAAGACUUCGCUUUCCCCCAGGAGAUGGUGGAGGGCGGCCAGCUCCAGGAGGCCCAGGCCCUCUCUGUGCUCCAUGAGAUGCUCCAGAAGAGCUUCAACCUCUUCCACACAGAACGCGCCUCUGCUGCCUGGGACACCACCCUCCUGGAGCAGCUGCGCACUGGACUCCAUCAGCAGCUGGACGACUUGGACGCCUGCCUGGGGCAGGUGAUGGGAGAGGAAGACUCUGCCCUGGGAUGGACGGGCCCCACCCUGGCUGUGAAGAGGUACUUCCAGGGCAUCCAUGUCUACCUGCAAGAGAAGGAAUACAGCGACUGUGCCUGGGAAACCGUCAGAGUGGAAAUCAUGAGAUCCUUGUCUUCAUCAGCCAGCUUGUAAGAAAGGUUAAGAGUGAUGGAUGGAGACCUAAACU